CACCGUUCUCCGUCAAGCUAACCUCAAUGAAAAGAAACGCGAGUGUGCCUUCACAGUAAACUUACCGUCGCCGCUCUGAAGACAUUUGUUGAUUUAUUUUGAAUGCUGUGACCGGGACGUGUAUCCGUAACUCUGAGAUCUGACCGUGUUUGGGCCACAGCUGCAGAUCCGUAACGCUCGGCUGAAUGUAAGGCAGAGACGCUAUCCGACGGUACAUGUGCGCGAUAAUACAACGCAGAAGGAACCGUGCAAUUGAUCACAUAUGGAUCCCAACCGGAUCAUCCAGGCUCUGAAAGGGACUAUCGAGCCUAGUCUGAGGAUAGCUGCGGAGAAUGAACUCAACCAGUCAUACAAGAUCAUCAAUUUUGCCCCGACCCUGCUUCAGAUCAUUAUGUCGGAGCAGGUGGAGUUUCCUGUUCGCCAGGCAGCGGCCAUCUACUUGAAGAACAUGGUGAGUCAGUACUGGCAGGACAGAGAGCCGUCUCUUGGGGAGGUCGUCUUUCCCUUCAACAUCCACGAGAACGACCGGCAGCAGAUCAGAGACCACGUAGUGGAGGGCAUCAUCCGCUCUCCAGAGUCCAUACGCGCCCAGCUGACCAUGUGUCUACGAGCUAUCAUCAAGCACGACUUCCCCGGCCGCUGGACCGCUAUAGUGGACAAAAUUGGCAUGUACCUGCAGUCUCAGAACGGCGGCAGCUGGUACGGCAGCUUGCUGGCUCUCUACCAGCUGGUCAAAACAUACGAGUACCGGAAGGCAGAUGAGAGGGAGCCAUUGCUGGCAGCCAUGCAGAUCUUCCUGCCAAGGAUUCAGCAGCUCAUCAGCCAGCUGCUUGCUGACGCUACCAUCUUCUCUGUCCUCAUUCAGAAACAGAUCCUCAAGAUCUUCCACGCUCUCGUACAGUACUCACUGCCUCUGCAGCUGAUCAACAACACAGUGAUGACUCAGUGGAUGGAAAUCCUCCGAGCCAUAAUGGACCGAGACGUCCCAGCUGAAACAUUGGAGGUUGAUGAGGACGACCGUCCUGAGCUUGCAUGGUGGAAGUGCAAGAAGUGGGCGUUACGCAUCAUCACAAGACUGUUUGAAAGGUAUGGAAGCCCUGGCAAUGUGACAAAGGAGUACUAUGAGUUUGCAGACUUUUUCAUGAAGACCUAUGCAAUGGGCCUACAGCAGGUCCUGCUGAAGGUAGUGGACCAACACCGACAGAAGCACUAUGUUACUCCUCGCGUCCUGCAGCAGUGCCUCAACUACCUCAAUCAGGGCCUGUCACACUCACUGACCUGGAAACAGAUGAAGCCACAUAUGCAGACCAUAUGCCAGGAGGUCAUCUUCCCUCUCAUGUGUUACAAAGAUGAGGAUGAGAAGCUUUGGCUGGAAGACCCUUAUGAGUACAUCCGCAUGAAGUUCAGUGAGUACACUCCAUCCAUCACUGAGCUCGCUCAGCCAAGAAAAGCAUUAUGCCAAAUCAGGCUGUAUGUUGGCUAAUAGAUAACACACCAUAUCUGUUAUUAAAUAUCAUUGGUAACAUUUUGUAAAUGCUUGUUUGAAUUAUCAUGCAUAAUAAUCUAUGUACAUUAUCAUGUACAGUAGAUUAUUAGAGCACAGGAAAAACUCCCUGAAAGUGAGUG
Anarrhichthys ocellatus (wolf-eel) is the source of this 1626-nucleotide messenger RNA. Its product is annotated as importin-8-like. Lineage: Eukaryota; Metazoa; Chordata; Actinopteri; Perciformes; Anarhichadidae. The record is from RefSeq and is a predicted model, not a curated record. Gene Ontology annotation, molecular function: small GTPase binding. The coding region runs from base 263 to 1483 and encodes 406 amino acids. Gene Ontology annotation, cellular component: nuclear envelope; cytosol. The transcript is spliced from 10 exons. Gene Ontology annotation, biological process: protein import into nucleus.